This is a messenger RNA of Cottoperca gobio, 3676 nucleotides long. It is a transcript of the gene ids, whose product is annotated as iduronate 2-sulfatase. The record is from RefSeq and is a predicted model, not a curated record. NCBI's taxonomy places the organism in Eukaryota, Metazoa, Chordata, Actinopteri, Perciformes, Bovichtidae. Gene Ontology annotation, molecular function: iduronate-2-sulfatase activity. Gene Ontology annotation, cellular component: cytoplasm. The coding region runs from base 137 to 1819 and encodes 560 amino acids. The transcript is spliced from 13 exons.
CAACAAGAACGUGCUCGUUUGUUUAUAAACCAGACUGUGGGAAGACGGCUGAAACUCCAGAGGGGAUGUGCGAUUAACUUUUGAAUAAGUUUUAUCUGAAGGGUAUCGUGUCAUUGGUCUUCUCCGCCAAACCAAAAUGUACAUAUGUGUCCGAAUAUGGCUUCUGCUCCUGGUUUUUCACACACUAGCUGUUGCUGUUGUGGCAAGACGAGGGAGGAGAAAUGUCGUUUUCAUCAUGGCAGAUGAUAUGCGGACAUCAUUAGGCUGCUAUGGGGACUCUGUGGUAAAAUCACCAAACAUUGACCAACUGGCAUCCAAAAGCCAAGUUUUUCUCAAUGCAUAUGCGCAGCAAGCUGUGUGUGCUCCCAGUCGUACGUCCAUGUUAACUAGUCGUAGACCAGACACGACCAGGCUCUAUGACUUCAACUCCUACUGGAGAGUCCAUUCUGGAAACUACACAACCCUACCCCAGUACUUUAAAUCUAGAGGGUACUUAACCUUAUCUGUGGGCAAGGUAUUUCAUCCAGGUAUUGCCUCUAACUACACUGAUGACUACCCCUACAGCUGGUCCAUCCCUGCCUACCACCCUGCUUCGUUUAGAUAUGAGAAAGAAAAGAUGUGUAAAGGAGACGAUGGCAAACUCCACGCAAACUUACUAUGUGCAGUGAACGUCACACAGCAGCCUGGGGGAACCCUCCCUGACCUGGAGAGCACAGACGAGGCAGUGAGGCUACUGAAGAGUCGGGCCAACGGUGACGUUCCUUUCUUCUUGGCUGUGGGCUUUCACAAACCGCACAUACCCUUCAGGAUACCACAGGAGUACCUGAGUCUAUAUCCCAUAGACCAAAUGACUCUGGCCCCUGACCCCAAUGUCUCUAAACUCCUUCCACCUGUGGCCUACAACCCCUGGAUGGACGUGAGGAGGAGAGACGAUGUCCAAAAGCUCAAUAUUAGCUUCCCCUAUGGACCAAUUCCUAAAGACUUUCAGCUGCGUAUCCGGCAGCACUAUUACGCUGCUGUGUCUUACAUGGACGCUCAAGUUGGGCGGCUGCUCGGAAGUCUUGAUGAGCUGGGGCUGUCUAACAGCACUAUGGUGGUGUUCACCUCAGAUCACGGUUGGUCGUUAGGAGAACACGGCGAAUGGGCUAAAUAUUCAAAUUUUGAUGUGACGACACGUGUCCCUCUUAUCUUCUAUGUUCCUGGAGUCACCACAUGCCAUAAUUGGCGAGAAGAGUCUACCUUUCCCUUUAUUGAUGCCCUCACCCAACCGGAGCGCAUCUUUAAAAAUGACAACGUUAUAAGAAACGUGGUGGAGCUGGUGGAUGUUUUUCCUACCGUCUCUUACAUGGCUGGACUCAAAGCACCUGAACCUUGUCCUGAUGUUUCUUUCCAGGAGGAGUUGUGUACAGAAGGAGACAACCUGGCCCACACCUUCCGACACAGAGAAAGGGGAGAGGAUGAGGAAGCCAUAUCUUUUAGCCAGUACCCUCGACCUGCUGAUACACCUCAGGUGAACUCUGACCUCCCUGACCUUAAAGACAUAAAGAUCAUGGGUUACUCUCUACGUUCCUGGGACUAUAGAUACACUCUCUGGCUGGGAUUCAACCCAAAAACAUAUCAGGUGAAUGUUUCGGAUGUCCAUGCAGGAGAGUUGUACAUGUUAGCGGACGACCCCGGUCAGGAUAAGAACGUCUAUAGUGACUCUGACCACGGGGUGAUGAUGAGAAAGAUGGCCAAUCUGCCUCGUACUGUGAGUCUGCAGAUGAGAAUGAAGCUGCAGCUCCUCUACCUCUCAGCAGGGAGGAAAAGGAAGGCGUGAUGACGAGAAUAAAACACAACAGAUGGACCGAUGGAGAGGAGUACAAAGGGAAGAUGGAUGGAUGACAAGCUAACAAGAGGGGAAUGCCUUGCAUAUUUAUUUUCAACAUGAUGCAGACUUGAUUUAGUAUUAUGUGGUAUCACUAUCGAUCUUUAAGGCUCAGUUCUCCAGGCUAAUGUUCCUUGUUAAGACCUAAUUGUCAGGCAGAACUGGGUGUUCUUUUACAGAGAAACAUCCAUAAGUACACAGACACUUCUGAUUGGUUUGUCUUCCUGCUGCUAAACACAAGUUCCAGUGUUUUCAUUGUCUGCCUCUUCACACCUGCUAAUGAUGUCUUUAUAAUCUGGAUGACUCACUUGUGAGAAGGAAGUGUCAUUCUAAGUUUACAUGACUCCAAUUUGAGCAGCUAGAUUUCUGAUUAUCUACAGUGAUGAAAACGUUUUUUUGAAAUUAGCUUAUUCGCUUCUUUUAGAGAGUUGGUUGAGAAGCUCUAGCUAACAGGCGAGCUUAGCGUAAAGACUGGAAGCAGGGAACACGGAUAACCUGGCACUUUAAAGCACAUUUAUCAACAGGUUUUAUAUUUUAUAAAAUAAAUGUAAAAAUGACACGUUUCAGUUCUAGCACUGCCUAGCAUAAAGCCGCACCUUGUUGUUUUUACAUUUUUCUUUGUGAACGGACAUAUCAAUGGAGACUCGACUUGUUAAUCAGCAAAAUGUUGGUUGUGGUUGGUGUUCAGCUUCCAGUCUUUAUGCUAAGCUAAGCUAACUGGCACCUGGCUCAUGUUGAGCGUACAGACAUUCGGCGUUUAGGUCUAAAGUAAAUCAAGUAGCAUAUUUCCAAAAAUGUUGAACUAUUCCUUUAACACGGACAUCUGAGCAGCUGAACCAGGCGAGCUUUAUUAUUUUCAGACCACUUCACCUGGAAGCAUGAACUAGUGACGGACACAUCUGAUGGGCAAUGAUUACAUCACGUUUUACAAGCUUUUAUCUGCAAAGUCUUUUCAUCUGAAGGAAUAUUGAGGAAACCUGAAGAAUUAGCCCCUUUUUGAUUAAUAGCGACACCAGUCUCUGUUUUCCGAGUGUUCUAUUGAUCAUCCCGUCUGCCUCCGGUGUCGUCUCUUCACUUUGAAGUGCAACAGCUAAAAGGGACUUGCACGGUUUUGUACUGUAGUGUUAAACUAUAUGACAUUUCUAUUUGCACUUGAUGUCACUCGCAGCUAUUUGCUUCCCUCCUCGUAAACAGUCAGUUCAGAUCAAUUUGUGGACCCAAAAUGAAGUUAGUAAAUGCCACCUAUAAUUCAAUGCAAAUGAAACGGACUGGAGCUACAUGUUACUGCAGUUCCAAAGCAUGAGCAUUUUGCGCUGUGGUAAUUUUAGAAGAAAGCAAUUUCAGCUUGAAUUUCAGGUCCAAUAACGAGGGGAUUCGGUCUGUCAAUUGUUACUGUAGGCUGCACUGGUUAAUAAGAUGCAGAUGAAUCAUGUAAUCAGUGUGGUUCUGUCAGGUGAAUUCUUGACGUGGAAAUGCAUUGGCUAGUUCUUUUGUAUUUCUUCCCCUGUUGAUCUCAUUACAUUUGUGACACUUUACAUAGUUCUUUCAGUGGUUUGCUGCUGCACAUGCGUCCUGUAACGAUGGAUAUAACCAGUACUGAACUGUCCAUAUGGGGGAAAAAUGAGCUUAUCCUUGAUUUCUGUUGCGUCAGAGCAGCGUCGAGCCUGAGCUCCAGCUUUCUGAAGGGAAAAUCUAAAAUAAAUGCUGCAGAAAUAAUUCAAAUCCCAAGCUUGGCAAGGACAUGCUGUUAAUAUAUUUAUGUCUGAUUCGAUUAGUUUGUUAAAAAUUAAAAAUAUGUUUGCUGCAAAA